AUGCAACCUUUAGCACCUUCCAGCUUGAAACCAAGAGCCACGAACACUAUGAAGGGUCUACAAAGAGGUGUUACUGGUGCCCUGUUCGCAUUUGGGUUCCACAAGGCAACCGAGGAAGAGCUUGCCGAGCAGCGAGCGCGAGUUGCAGAGCAAGUGCACGAGGCCAGAACAGCACUCGAGGCUCGGACAGCAGCAGAGGCUGAGGCGAAGACGGAGAAGCAUCGUCAGGUGAACCGCGAGCAUGUCAGAAAGCACCGUGACCGUAAGAGACAAGGCGAGAUGAAAAACGGCACACGCAAUGCAACCACAAGGUGUAAGAUCAACCCGAAGAAGUGUUCAAUUACUGAGACCAAUCUCACAGUCAACGACCUUCGCGAUGAAAGUCCGCCUAAAGAACAGAAGAAGGCCGAGAUUGCUGAGCUGUCCCGGCCCGAAUGUCAUACAAAGGCCCGCAUCCUGAAAAAAUUGAAGUCGAAUGUCGGCCCAAAGCCUCAAAGGGAAGUGAAGGGAGCCAUCUACGUGAACUGGCACACACCAUUCCUGUGGCGCCAGAUUGAGGCUGCACGGAAGGUUGCUGGUUGGAGCUCUCGUGGCAUUCAGAAGGAGCUGGUCCGGCCAAAUGCUGACAUCUUUGGCUGCAUAUCGCACAACUCAAUCCAGGCAUGGUUCGACCUGUCAAACCCACUAGCACCAAAAUGGUCUGAGAGCUGUAUUGAAAUGAACAAGCUUGGGAACCAUCAGGCUGAGGGUAACAAGGGGGGAUGUCGUGGUGUCCUUUCUGCGUAUCCUGAGGUCACGACAUUUGUUAACAGUUGGCUUCAGUCUCUUCACGCAGAGGGUGCACCAAUCAGCUUGGUCACCGUGCGCGGGAUCAUAGUGGCUUCCAUUCUUCAUAUGACAUCUGAGAUCUUCUAG
This is a messenger RNA of Peniophora sp. CBMAI 1063, 915 nucleotides long. The record is from the annotation of a GenBank genome assembly. Lineage: Eukaryota; Fungi; Basidiomycota; Agaricomycetes; Russulales; Peniophoraceae.